This is a messenger RNA of Conger conger (European conger), 5416 nucleotides long. It is a transcript of the gene arhgef25a, whose product is annotated as Rho guanine nucleotide exchange factor (GEF) 25a. Gene Ontology annotation, molecular function: guanyl-nucleotide exchange factor activity. Gene Ontology annotation, cellular component: plasma membrane; cytoplasm. NCBI's taxonomy places the organism in Eukaryota, Metazoa, Chordata, Actinopteri, Anguilliformes, Congridae. The record is from RefSeq and is a predicted model, not a curated record. Bases 673 to 2880 code for a protein of 735 amino acids. The transcript is spliced from 17 exons. Gene Ontology annotation, biological process: axon guidance.
GGGAGGAGAAGGAGGAGGAGAAAGAGGGAGAGAAACUUGCGGGAGGGGGGGGCACACCAGGCAGUCAAAUCUGGAAGGCAGGCUUGGCUUGUUUAUCUUAAAAUAACAACUGAUCCAACAAAAUUACAAGGAACACAAGGAAAAUUUACCAGAGUGGUUCCAAAGAAGUUGGGAACACAGUGAACUGGAAACGGUCGGGUCCUGAAGGAAUGGGGAGCGCAGGGAGAGAGGUACAGAUGGAGGGGUGGUGGAGAGAGGUGAAGACCUCGGGGGAAUAUCCCCUCUGACUGAACGAGAGGUGAGAGCAGCUCAGGCCCUCUGAGCAGAGCACGCCCGGCGCACGGAAAAGAGAGAGAGAGAGAGGGAGGGAGGGAGGAGGAGUGACUGAGAGGAAGAGAAGUAGAAGAGUGUGGAGGGAGUGUACAGGAGGAGAGGCAAAGUGAGGGCUGGGACAGAAGGGGAGGUGAGGAGAGGGAGGAGAGAGCUGGUUUCCCCUGCGCGGGUAAAUUAUUGAUGUGGAUGAGUGUUCCUGAGUGUCAGGCACACAGGAGCCCGUGCUGUGGCUGAAGAUUCCAACGCAACUACUCCAGAGCAGCCCGUGGAAGGAGAGAGUGAGAGAGAGCGGGACGAAGGCCAGGGAAGAGGAGAGGACGAAGGGGGACCGCCGGCAGGAUGAGGGCUCUGCAGAAGAACCAGGGGCGCACAGACCAGGUGCUGGGCGCGAUGGCGGACAUGCUGACAUCCGUGACCUUGCCCCGCCAGCAGCAGCAGCAGUGGGUUUCAGAGGCCAGGAAAGAGCGCCUGCCGGUGGCCAAAGAGGGCCAGAGCGCCGAGCGGGGGUGCUGGGGUCCCGGGGUAGAGGGCAGGGAGCGGGGAUCCUCAGACAGUCUGGAGAACAGUGACAGACCAGGGGAAGAAUCCUACUCCGUGGGGGGCAGUGAGGGCAGUAUCUCCACCUCUGUGGCGUCUCUGCCCCCCCAGGCCUCGGGAAGCUCCGCCCCCAGCUCCCCCAGCUCCCGCCGCUCCGUCAGCACUCUGAAGAAGUGGCUGACCAAUCCCGUCCGCAAGCUGAGCUCCGCGGGCGCGGCCGGGGGCGGAGCCAAGGGCGAGCGACAGGUGCGCAGGCUGGAGGGCAAGCCUCCCCCUGCCCAGAAGAGCCAGGACCUGGGCCCCUCUCGGGCUCUGGAGGGAGGCUUCACCAUCCUACCCACUGCUGACCAAGAGCCGGAGUGGAGAGACGGUCCACUGAAGGCUGAAGGCGAGGGACAGACUCUGACUGACAGCUACCUGUCAGAACUACUGCAGGGAGACGGCACACUCACACACACACAGGAUAAUCAAUCCACAAGUCCUCAGGCAGAUGAUGAUGGCUUCACCUUGAUGGACGACACAUCCAGCCAAUCGUCAGCUACGAUAGACAGCGAGGAAGAGAGGAGGAGUGCCAUGGAGAAGAGCAUGUACGUGUUGAAUGAACUCAUAGAGACAGAGAAGCUGUAUGUGGCAGAUCUCUCCCACAUUGUGGAGGGCUACAUGGCCACUAUGAACACAAAGGGGGUUCCUGAGGACAUGAAGGGAAAGGAUAAGAUUGUGUUUGGGAAUAUUCACCAGAUUUACGACUGGCACAAAGAUUAUUUCCUGGAGGAGUUGAAUAAGAGUGUCUCUGAGCCAGAGAGGUUGGCACAACUGUUCAUCAAACACGAGCGACGUCUUCACAUGUACGUGGUUUACUGCCAGAACAAACCCAAGUCUGAACACAUUGUGUCUGAGUACAUAGAGACCUACUUUGAAGAGCUGAAACAACAGCUGGGACAUCGACUACAGCUGAACGACCUGCUCAUCAAACCUGUACAACGAAUCAUGAAAUACCAGCUCCUGCUGAAGGACUUCCUGAAGUACUACACUAAGGCAGGGAUGGACACAGUGGAGCUGGAGAAAGCGGUGGAGGUGAUGUGCUUCGUGCCUAAGCGCUGUAACGAUAUGAUGAACGUGGGGCGGCUGCAGGGAUUUGAGGGGAAGAUCACGGCUCAGGGAAAGCUGUUGCUGCAGGACACCUUCACGGUGACGGAGCAGGAGUACAGCUUCCUGUCUCGAGCCAAGGAGAGGCGGGUUUUCCUCUUUGAGCAGAUUGUCAUAUUCAGCGAACCAAUCGACCGCAAGAAGGGAUUCUCUCUCCCCGGGUAUAUCUUCAAGAACAGCAUCAAGGUCAGCUGUCUCGGCGUGGAGGCGUGUGUAGAGGGGGACCCCUGUCGCUUCGCCCUGACCUCCCGGGGAGCCGACGGGGCGGUGCUGCGCUUCGUCCUGCAGGCGGCCACGCCCGAGACCAGCCAGGCCUGGGUCAGCAGCGUGGGCCAGAUCCUGGAGACCCAGCGCAACUUCCUCAACGCCCUGCAGUCUCCCAUAGAGUACCAGCGGCGCGAGAGCAAGUCCAACAGCCUGGGCCGAGCCAUGCGGCCCCCCAUGGCCUCAGUCCUGCGGCCCCACUCCUCCGCCUCCAUCGACCGCCACCGCCUGCCCUGCCUGCAGUCCUACAACAGCUCCCUGCCCUCCAUCUACCUGCCCAGCCACGCCCCGCUGGAGCCCCGCGCGCAGCCAGAGUCUGCAUCAGUGAAACACUGCCCCAUGGGAUCCAACCCCGGCUCGCAGACGGUGUCCCCGGCCCACGUGCACCUGGCCUUCACAGAGCAGUCGGGCCUCCCCCUCGCACCCCCGCAUAGCCCGGGCGUGUCCAACGGGCUGGCUGCUCACAAUCUGCUCAGCACACAGAGAGGGAGCAAGGGUUGCCACAGCGUGCCUGCGGGGGAGGGGGGCCUGCCCACGGCCGGGUCGCCCACAGAGCGCAGACGUGGCAAGCUGGCUCUCCUGGACGAGGACGAACUCUGAACACGCAGACUCUCCAGCAGCGGUCCAAACGCGGUCCAAACGCGGUCCAAACACUCUCCUGUGCCCCUCCGCGUCUGAACUAGUCAUAGUUAAAAUAAUGAUUCCCGCUGUUAUUACUGUGGUUGAUAUUAUUUUCUAUUUUAUUUUCUGUUUUAAAUUUGACUUAUUUACAGAGGGACAGUUUGGUCUCUGAUGUUAAAGACUUUAUGAUUUUUUGUAUCAAGACAUCAGCGAUGAGACGCUUUGCAAAAUCUUUUUUAUCUUUUACUUCUUUUACUUCAUCAGCGUGAUCUGUUCAAGGGGAAAAUAGUUCAUUCCUCAAUUGGGAGGCCACUGGAGUGUAUGUGUGUGUGUAUGUGUGAGUGUGUGAGUGUGUGAGCGUGUGUGCGUGCAUUCGUGUGCGUGAGGGUGUGUGUGUGUGUGCGUGUGCGUGUGUGUAUGCCUGUUAAUGCAUGUGUGUGUGUAUAUGCAUGUGUAUGCACACAUUCCUGCGCUUGCUCAUGCAUGUGAGUGUGUGAGUGUGUGUGCUUGCAUGUAUGGCUCUUUCUAGAAGAAUGAUUUGAAUUUCCCCACGCCAAAAUACACCAAUCAAGAGGACAGAUCCUGCUCUGUCUCCCCUCCUCAUUGGCCGACGCAGGAGCAUUGUUUUUCAGUGAGCGGCCACAGGAAGCAGCUCUACCAAAGCUAUUUUCGGCACAGCGCCUCCUGCUCCUCCCAGAAUGCACAGCGACAACAAUGAAAGACAUUUCUAUGGAUGGAAAAACAGACGACAGAUACCUUUCGACUUCUGUAUAUAACUGUCCCGUAGACCGAUUGCUCCCUGGAGCUCCUGUCUCUGCAGAACAGAGACUGCAGUGUCUCUGGCCGCCCAGCCCUGGAGCGGCCGCUCUCUGAUAGCAGACCAUUACAGCAGACAGACUGCGCCUGACACACCGAGCUCACGCAAGGGUCACUGCCUUUGGAACUGAGCCACCCGAGCUUACGGACAGUGGUGUCACAGGCAGGGCGGUGCCAGAGAGCGAGAGGGCGUACCUGUCACGCAUGCCGCCUGUCCUGCUGUUUGGGAUGGGGAGCGAUGACAUUCAUGUUUUUCACCCCCAGUGUAAAUAUUGUCUGUUCGCAAAACACAGUGAAAUGAAUCGAGCUGGCAUUAAGCGGUAAGACACAGAGCAGCGUUCUGUGUAGUUAAAAUGCAGGUGUGUCAGACAGCGAGAGAACACUCACACACAAUACAGAUGAAUAAUGGAAAUAAUCCUUUUAAAAAGAAAACAUACACAAGUUCCAUGGGCUGGUGAAUAAUCGGUCUUGGUUUCUCCCAUGAGGGAGUCUUUUACUUUGCGAGCAUUUUUCCUACAUUAUUUCUGCAGCCCGGCAGUCCCUUGCCACAGUAACUACACAGGUCUAGAGUCCUGAUUAGAUGCUCCAAAAAUGGGGAAUUACAUUAAAAAAAUUCAAAUAAAAUAAUUUGAUUAUGAAUAGAAACCUGCAACAGAAUUCCACACAUGCACUGAUAGCGCAGGUCUCUCCUAGCCCCUAUUCAUAGAAGCCGGCCGCUAUAAGCAUACAUCAUACAUUUUGUCUUUAUCAUACAGUUUGCUUCACUGUUUCUUCAUAUAUUUUACUGAACUGGUCAGUUGGACGGAUGGUAUUGCUGUGUUUGUAUUCUCUUUUCUGUGCACAUCAGUGUGAGGGUAGGGGGGAGAGGGUGUCAGUCUGAUAGCAGCAAUGUGGUUUGUCUUCUGCUCUGAGUAGCAACUUAAAGCUUGUGUCACUCAGUGAACUCAGAGUUUACUCCAAUCAAUUAAAAUGUAAUCAUUACUAAUUAAAAUAUACUGAGUGGAAUGCAAUUAAUUUAGAAUUAAGAUGUUCUUCAAGGAUCUGGUAGAAGAAAUCUAGAAGUGUUGCUUUACUUCCUAAUUGAAAGUGACCAGCAGUCGUCCUAUUGUUUGAUUGAACCAGGACCAUGUUUAGAAUUGUUCAAUACUGCCCUCUGCUGCUUUCUUGGAAAAUUACACUGCUGUGCACACUGGUCAGUCUCCACCGGUCAGUCUCCCCCGGUCAGUCUCCACACUGGUCAGUCUCCACACCGGUCAGUCUCCACCGGUCAGUCUCCACACUGGUCAGUCUCCACACCGGUCAGUCUCCACCGGUCAGUCUCCACACCGGUCAGUCUCCACACUGGUCAGUCUCCACACCGGUCAGUCUCCACACCGGUCAGUCUCCACACCGGUCAGUCUCCACCGGUCAGUCUCCACACCAGUCAGUCUCCUGCUGUUCCAUCUUGGUGCCUCCCCUUGCAAGUGGGUAUUUCUUUCAACAUUAAUUGAAUUUCUGAAUUUUAACAAGCUAUUAGUUCUUUUUUUUAAAUGUCCUUCUCAGUUUGUCAUUUUUGAUAACUAACUAGCUUGUUGAAAAUAUGUGUCUCCCUCUAAUGUCCUUGCCAAGAAAAAAGCAAUGGAAGAAAUAUGAUGUGCUCUACCAAACAGUCGAGCAGAACAUUAAAAGGUUCAUUUCAAAUGAUGAGCCAUUUACCCAU